Messenger RNA from Sordaria macrospora k-hell, 327 nucleotides. RefSeq lists its product as uncharacterized. The record is from RefSeq and is a predicted model, not a curated record. Lineage: Eukaryota; Fungi; Ascomycota; Sordariomycetes; Sordariales; Sordariaceae.
AUGACGACCUUCAUCAAAGAUUAUAUUUUUGGCCCCCUUUUCGCUGGUUGCGCCGGCAUGCUUGCCAAACCAGUUUGCAUGGCCGCAAUGCUAGUGGUUGGCUGGCUCGCCUUGCGGCCGCAGAGUGUCCCCCUCUGGCCUUUUCAGAGGCCGGGAAGGGUGGAUGCCCCCCGGGAUUUGGAAGCCGCAUGGGGUUCCGAUGAUGCCACCAAUGGCAAGGACGCCAAGAGGGAUCCGUCCUGGUACUUGGUGGUCAAGCCGGAGGCUAGGGCUACUGUGGGGACCAUCCCCCCCCCGGGUGGUUCGCAUGACCUAGUCAACCACUAG